This is a messenger RNA of Paralichthys olivaceus (Japanese flounder), 4010 nucleotides long. RefSeq names its product carbonic anhydrase-related protein 10-like. Gene Ontology annotation, molecular function: zinc ion binding; carbonate dehydratase activity. NCBI's taxonomy places the organism in Eukaryota, Metazoa, Chordata, Actinopteri, Pleuronectiformes, Paralichthyidae. The record is from RefSeq and is a predicted model, not a curated record.
AACACGCGUCAAGAAAGAUUUUUACAGCUGGAAAAUACUUACAGGCGGAUAAACACACAGAUAGAUGGUUAAACGCUGAAAUGAUCCAGAACCGCGGAGAAAACGAGGACGACGCUGUGAGGGCGGAUCUCCUGCGGGGCUUCACACCAUCUCUGCGCUCCUUGUGAGGGGACACACCGAGGAGCUGAGGGGGAGACGGAGAACUGAAGAGGAGGGGAAAAUGCUCAAAGUUUGUCCGCGUCGUGUGGAAGUGACAGCCCGCAAAGCGCCGUCCCGCAACAGCUGCAGAAAAUGAGCAUGAAUUGAACGAAGAAUGCAUGUCGUUUGGGAAAUAUCUGUGAUUCUGCAAACAUAUAUCAUCUGCACGUCAUCAGCUCAGCCUAUUACAUCCAAGCUUGAUGAGAGUUGGUGGGCGUACAAGGAUGUUGUCCAGGAAAGCUUUGUUCCAGUACCAUCCUUCUGGGGUUUGGUGAACUCAGCCUGGAACCUGUGCACCAUAGGGAAGAGACAGUCUCCAAUCGACAUUGAAACCAGCCACAUGAUCUUCGAUCCCUACUUGACCCCUCUGAGGCUCAACACGGCAGGACGCAAGAUGGGAGGCACCAUGUACAACACAGGGAAGCAUGUGUCCCUGCGGCCCGACAAAGCCCACCUGGUGAACAUCUCAGGGGGCCCGCUGGGUUACAGCUACCGGCUGGAGGAGGUCCGCCUCCACUUUGGGAGCGAGGAUUCCCAGGGUUCAGAGCAUCUCCUCAAUGGCCAGGGCUUUCCUGGAGAGGUCCAGCUGAUUCAUUAUAACCAAGAUCUGUACGCCAACUACACCGAGGCAGCUAAGAGCCCUCACGGCAUCGCUGUGGUCUCCAUUUUCAUUAAGCUCUCUGAAAACUCCAACGCCUUCCUCAACCGUAUGCUCAAUAGAGACACGAUCACCAGAAUCAACUACAAACAUGACGCGUUCUUAUUGAUGGGCCUGAACAUAGCGGACCUUUACCCUGACACCACACGUUACAUCACUUAUGAGGGCUCCAUCACUAUCCCUCCCUGCUACGAGACGUCCACAUGGAUACUCAUCAACAAGCCUGUCUACGUGACACAGAUGCAGAUGCACUCCCUGCGCCUCCUCAGCCAGAACGAGCCUUACAAGAUCUUCAUGAGUAUGAGCGACAACACCCGGCCCACCCAGCCUCUGCUGCAGCGUUGCAUCCGAACCAACAUCAACUUCAGCAAGCAGGGCCGCGACUGCCCCAACAACCGAGCCCUCCGCCCACAAUACAGAGUGAAUCAGUGGCUCCUGAAAUAGGAGAUGAAAAGAUGUCGAGCUGCAGCACCCUAGGAGGAGAAACGGAAUGCAUUAUUUUAAUUCUUUUUCUUUUUCACACGCAAAUCAGAGCUGAGCUGAACACGCGAUAACUGAAGUGAGCCUGCUGCUGGAGCUAAGAGACAACUUACAGACAACUCAAUCGCACCUGAGCUCAACUGACCAAACUCCCAACAGUUUGCUGCGGUGGCCUCCUACACAUCCACAACUUAAACACAGUUCGUGCAGGCCAGCACUGUGAGGACACAGAUCAGACUUUGAGUCCAAGGUGUGAAAAAGAGCAUAAGACCCAUGAUGUCUUCACGGUACUAUGUUUUUACUUGUUGUGUAAACUCACAAAGACUGAGAUGUAAAGACUCAAUCAUUUUAAUUUAUUUCUCUGGUUUUCAGAAGAAUGGAUGUUAUCUAAAGACUACAGUAUGUGCUGUUUGGCUGUGAUCAUUACCUGUCCACAUUCAAGGCAAUAAUGAUCAUCCUCUGAUUGGAGGGAUUGUUACAUAUCUGUGGUAUGAUGUGAGAUAUAAAAAUGUGAUGGUUCAAAUAGUAACAAGAAAGAGAAUAUAAAAAAGAGAAUGUAAAAUGUCUAAUAACAGGUGGAAGGAACAGGAAGUGACUGCACCUCUGACAUUUUACAGACCCGAACAGAGGCUGUGUCCGAAAUCACCCUCUAACUUACUAACCCCUACUUCAGCAAAAAAUCAGCAAAAGAAAAAAACGCUUUUGCACACUACUUGGUGCAUUUUCUCUACAUUGGCACAAUACAUUUCAAAUGUUUAUUUUACACUUAGGUUUGAUACUUUUACAUCUCAUAAAAAUGUUAAUUGACAACCUUUUAAUGUAAGAAUUAAGCUGAUGGCCACAGUUUGUGCUGUGAUGCUCUGCUCUGCUCGUAUUUACAUUUGUACGACAGGCGGCUGUUCCUGGUGCCCUCUCUCCUCUCAUCUAUACCCCCCAAGGGCAAUGCAUGAUGGUAUAUAAUGCUCAGUUAGUGACCAUCAGUUGUGCACUACUUUUCAUGAUGCAUUGUGGGAAACAAUGCACUAUAUAGUUCAUAGAGUGCACUAUAUAGGGUAUACAACCUUUCACUAAAGUGAUUUCGGACACAGCCGGAGUUACUGACAGUGGAAAGAGGAUAGGUCACUCAUUUUCCAUGGUUUUGUUAUAGUUCACUUGUCUUCAAGGUAUUCAGUUAAAAAGAAUUGAGAGAAUCUGCUCCGCAUCAGGUCCCUGCUUUGACCAAUAUAAGGGGCAGGCCUCCCCUCUGCAACUUCAAGAGCUCAGAGACACACCAAAAAAGUUUAAUCAAAAGUUGUGAAGGACUACUUCUCUUACGCUAGCAGAAUGACCACCCACUAACCACUUUCCCCAGAUUAUGGCUUUGACAAAAAUCACAAGGGCAAAAAGUGGGAGGAAUUGAUUAAACAAUGUGUGUAUCUGCAACCUACUGCAAAUGUUAGCGUGUCCAGCAAAUUAGCUUAAUUGACAACAGCAUUUUUCAUAAACAGCCAGGGGGCACAUCAUUAGCUUACUACAUUGUUUUGUGAGGUUAUUAAAAUGACUCUGUGGGAGCCACAAUGCUUGGCUAAACCUGCAGGUGACAGCGUUACAUUUGCCAAACUCAUUCACCUAACAUUCGUGUAAAUAGAGUAAAACAUAAAUAUCCCUUCUCUGCUCCUGUCCGGAUGUUGUCUAUAAUUACCAUCAAAACCAUAGGAUACCCUAUUUUUGUUACAUUUCUAUAAUAGAAUAUCUUCUACACUGAUCAUAAACUGCUGACUUUUUGCCUGGAGGAUGCAGCUUUACCUUCGUUUAGCAUUACACCAUGUUUCAAACACAAGACUACCCCUUUUUAGAGGGGUCUGCUAGAAGUAUUAUAAAGGAAGAAUCCACAAUCAACUCAAAUCAUUGUAAACUGAGAUAUGCAUUAUUAUUAUAACAUGGAUGGAUUUCUGUCACAUUUAACAACAGUGAGGGAGAGAGACAAGGUAAAAGUGAUCUUUGAGUUCAGAUCCCUCAUUUCAGAAUAAGAUUUCACUGGCUUGAAAUCGCAUUGAUGAUGAAAACUGCUGUUGAUGAUAAUUAACUCCACAUCUUGUCAUUGCUGUCUGUUUUUCUAUUAACAAGAGACUGCUAAAACUACUAAAUGGUUUAAUUUAUUGAAACUUGGUGGAGGGGUGGGGUAUGAGCCAAGGAAGAACCCAUUCUUUCAAAUGGGUCUCAGAGUGUCCUUCUACAUUAUCAUUUUGUUAUUGGAGUCAUAAAUCUUCAAAUUGUGCCCAAAUAGGUCGAUGCAGUUUGUAAAAAGUUGUAAAAUGAGUGACCUAAAGCAUGCAAAUUGUGGAUGGACACCAUGGAUCAACCAUGGAUCAACACAGACAUAACACUCAUUGGAUUGCUUUGUUCAGUUUGCUGUGAUGUUUUAUGUCAUGAGGGGAACAAUGUAGUUUGAUGCAAAUCAUAAUGUAACUGUAAUAAAUAGAUGGAACUGUCACCAGGGUGGAGAUCAGUGUGAUCAUAUAGAGCUCAGUAGAGAUAUUCACAAACAUCACCACCUUUAAAGCAUAGACUGUAUAUAUAGAUGGACAACGCAUCUCCACAUCCUCCCACUAUCCUGAAAUGAAGCCAAAAUAUCCCUUCAUACGAAUGCUGCCAUCUUGCACAUUUGGAAUCUUCAAGUUCAAGUUCAAAGCGU